Cyphellophora attinorum is the source of this 1131-nucleotide messenger RNA. Its product is annotated as putative nitronate monooxygenase. Bases 1 to 1131 code for a protein of 376 amino acids. The transcript is spliced from 2 exons. Gene Ontology annotation, molecular function: nitronate monooxygenase activity. The record is from RefSeq and is a predicted model, not a curated record. NCBI's taxonomy places the organism in Eukaryota, Fungi, Ascomycota, Eurotiomycetes, Chaetothyriales, Cyphellophoraceae.
AUGGCUUCCCCACAGCAGAUCAAGACCACCCUCACCGAUCUCUUGAAGAUCAAGCAUCCAGUGAUGCUAGCUGGUAUGAACGUGGCAGCAGGUCCCAAGCUGGCUGCUGCCGUCACCAAUGCUGGCGGCAUAGGUGUCAUUGGCGGUGUAAGAACAAAUGUUGUCCAGAGCAAAGCGGUGCAGAUCAUUAACAUUGGACAGGUCGGCUAUACUCCAGACAUGCUGAGAGAACAGAUCGCUGAGCUCAAAGGCCAUCUCAAGGACAAGAAUGGUGCUUUUGGUGUCGAUCUACUUCUGCCCCAGGUCGGUGGCAGUGCCAGAAAGACCAAUUACGACUACACCAAGGGCAAACUCAACGAACUCGUUGACAUCAUCAUCGACUCUGGUGCACGGCUUUUUGUUUCUGCUGUCGGCGUCCCGCCAAAGGCUGUGGUCGACAAACUCCACGCCAAUGGCAUCCUUUACAUGAACAUGAUCGGCCACCCGAAGCACGUGCAAAAGUGCCUUGACCUUAACGUCGACAUUAUCUGUGCUCAAGGUGGCGAAGGUGGCGGUCACACCGGCGAUGUUCCCACGACCGUCCUCAUCCCUACAGUUGCUGCAAUGUGUGCCAAGCAAACUUCAUCCUUCACCAAGCAACCCGUGCAAGUCGUCGCAGCCGGCGGUCUCUUCAACGGCCAAUCUCUCGCAGCUUCGCUUGCACUGGGCGCAUCAGGCGUCUGGGUCGGUACGCGAUUCGUUCUCUCGAAAGAGGCCGGUGCUCCCAAAGCACACAAGGAAGCCGUCAGGACUGCUGGCUUCGACGACAAUGUCCGCACCAUCAUCUUCACUGGUCGCCCACUACGUGUCCGAUCAAAUGAGUACAUCAACAACUGGGAGCAGAACAGGCAGGCUGAGAUCAAGGAGCUCACGGCGAAGGGUACAAUCCCUGUAGAGCACGAUUUCGAGACUAUGGGCGACGAUAUGAGCGACGAGAUGAUGGAUAAUGCCAGGCCUUUCCUUAUGGGCAAGGCUUCUGCAGUCGUGACGGAGGAGAAGUCAGCGAAGGAGAUUGUCGACGAGUUCGUCAACCAGGCUGUUGCGAAGAUCAACGAGGCCAAGAGUAUGCUUGUUGGACAGAGCAAGCUGUGA